This is a messenger RNA of Punctularia strigosozonata HHB-11173 SS5, 1925 nucleotides long. RefSeq names its product FAD/NAD(P)-binding domain-containing protein. Gene Ontology annotation, molecular function: flavin adenine dinucleotide binding; NADP binding; N,N-dimethylaniline monooxygenase activity. Lineage: Eukaryota; Fungi; Basidiomycota; Agaricomycetes; Corticiales; Punctulariaceae. The transcript is spliced from 13 exons. The coding region runs from base 116 to 1858 and encodes 580 amino acids. The record is from RefSeq and is a predicted model, not a curated record.
GUCCACCACCGACUGUCUCCCCACCCUGGACAAGCUAGGCGUCCAGCCUACGGCGCUCUCCUCCAUCCCGGCUAAAGACAUUGCCGACGAAUGGGUAAGGCGCUUUGGCGCAGCGAUGGAGGCGAACGACGCAGGUGGCGUCUUGAACCUCUUCGUCGACGAGAAGAUCGUGGACAUCUAUUGGCGCGACCUACUCGCCCUCACCUGGGACUUCCGCACAUUCAAGAAUUCGGAACGCAUCGAGCCGUUCCUGAGCGAUCGCCUCAAUAAAUCGAAGAUCAGCAACGUCAAACUGGACGCCGCCUCCGUCUCCCUCGAUAGGCCGGCACCCGACCUCGCCUGGAUCCGCGGGUUCUUCGGCUUCGAGACGGCGGUCGGUGUCGGUGUUGGCCUCUUCAGACUCGUUCCCGUCCCCGUAUCCGGCGAUGGCGCGACCGGGAACGAGGUCAACGGCCUGGCGUGGAAAGCGCACACUGUCUUCACCAAUUUGAAAGAGCUCAAGGGCUUCCCGGAGAAAGUCGGCCCCUUACGGGAGCAUAACCCAUCGCAUGGCAAGUGGGUUGAUAAACGGCGUAGAGAGGUGGAGUUUGAAGACACCGAGCCUCAAGUCAUCGUGAUUGGCGCUGGACAAAGCGGGCUGGAUGCGGCUGCCAGGCUGAAGCUGAUGGACAUCCCGACUCUUGUUCUGGAAAAGCAGGCGCGUAUCGGAGACCAAUGGAGGAAUCGAUACGAGGCCUUGUGUCUCCACGACCCCGUCUGGUACGAUCAUAUGCCUUACCUACCAUUCCCUCCCAAUUGGCCGGUUUACACCCCAGCUCAGAAGCUCGCGGACUGGUUAGAGGCUUACGCGCAUAACAUGGAGUUGAACGUGUGGACGUCGGCCACGGUGUUGAAGACUGAACAAGACGAAAAGACGAAGAAGUGGACCGUCGUCGUCAGACGCGGUGACGGAAAGGAGCGGACCUUCUCCGUCGAUCACCUCGUGUACGCCCUCGGAUUAGCAGGCGGCGUGCCCAACAUGCCUGACAUCCCCGGGAAGGAGGAGUUCAGCGGCCAAAUCUUGCACUCAACUCAGCACCAUCGCGCAACCGACCACGUUGGCAAGAAAGUUGUCAUCGUCGGCGCAUGUACUUCUAGUCAUGACAUCGCCGCGGACUACGUAGAACACGGCGUCGACGUUACCAUAUACCAGCGCUCCUCGACAUAUAUCAUGAGCACUAAGCAGGGAAUGCCGCGCAUGCUCGGGGUAUACUGGAACCAGCCUGUCCCAGUCGAGGUCGCCGAUAUGUUGGGUGCAUCGUUCCCGAACUAUUUCCUCAAGCACAUGCACAAACGCGUGGCACGUGCGAUCGCUGAUGCUGACAAGAAACUACUCGAGGACCUGAACAAGGUCGGCUUCAAGACAAAUCUCGGCCCCGAAGACUCCGGUUUCUUGCUCAUGGCGUACAGUCGCGGAGGAGGAUACUACCUCGACGUCGGCGCUAGCCAGAUGGUCAUCGACGGAAAGAUCAAGAUCAAGAACGGGAGCGGCAUCGAGCGCUUCACCAAGUCUGGCAUCAAGUUUGCGGACGGCAGCGAGAUACCCGCUGAUGUCGUCAUCUUCGCCACGGGCUUUGGUGAUCCGCGGACGGCGAUCGCGUCUGUCAGCGGAAAGGAAAUCGCAGACAAGUGCAAGCCCAUCUGGGGGCUGAACGCAGAGGGCGAAAUCCGCGGCAACGCUCGCGAGAUUGGGCUCCCGAAUCUUUGGUACCUAAUGGGAAACCUUGCGUUAUGUCGUUUUCAUUCGACACACUUAGCUCUUCAGAUAAAGGCGAAGCAAGAGGGUGUGUUCGGCACACGAUACAGCGCUCAGGAUUGACGGCCCCCUGCACCAACAUGAUCACUUAUCGCAAUAAGAUACGAGCUAUAUGUUACGAUAAGGUGCA